GCAAUGAUUGGCCGCUGGAGGUAGGCGGGAUUUCCGGGCACGGCUUCCGGCGUCCUUCCCUCUCAGGGUGGCUGCCGCUAUCCUUCCCGCAGUUGGCCCUGUGGUGUUCCGAAGCCGGUUCCGUACGGCCUGAGGGCCAGGCGAACUUCAGGCUCUUUGUCCUACUAAAAAGCGCAGCAUUUUGGGAAGUGGAGGUCGGAGGAUGGCUUGAAGUCAGGAGUUUGAGACCAGCCUGGCACAAUGGUAGAAGCAGAUCAUCCUGGCAAGCUUUUCAUUGGUGGCCUCAAUAGAGAAACCAAUGAGAAGAUGCUUAAAGCAGUAUUUGGGAAACAUGGUCCCAUAUCAGAAGUUCUUUUGAUAAAGGAUCGAACCAGCAAAUCCAGAGGCUUUGCAUUUAUUACUUUUGAGAACCCUGCAGAUGCUAAGAAUGCUGCCAAAGAUAUGAAUGGAAAGUCUUUGGAUGGAAAAGCAAUAAAAGUAGAACAAGCCAAGAAACCAUCUUUUCAAAGUGAUUGUAGGCGGAGACCACCAGCUUCUUCGAGAAACAGAAGCCCUUCAGGAAGUCUGAGAUCUGCAGGAGGAAGCAGUGGAGGAACAAGAGGGUGGCUUCCCUCACAUGAAGGACACCUGGAUGAUGGUGGAUACACUCCUGAUCUCAACAUGAGUUAUUCUAGGGGACUCACUCCAGUUAAAAGAGGUCCAUCUUCAAGAAGUGGAGGUCCUCCUCCGAAAAAAUCUGCUCCUUCUGCUGUGGCAAGAAGCAGUAGUUGGAUGGGAAGCCAAGGUCCCAUGUCACAAAGAAGAGAGAAUUAUGGAGUUCCUCCACGCAGAGGGACAAUAUCUUCCUGGAGAAAUGAUCGCAUGUCACCAAGAUAUGAUGGUUAUGCAACUAACGAUGGAAAUCAUCCAAGUUGCCAAGAAACGAGGGAUUAUGCUCCACCAUCUAGAGGCUAUGCAUACCGUGAUAAUGGUCAUUCUAAUCGGGAUGAACAUUCCUCUAGAGGAUAUAGAAAUCAUCGAAGCUCCCGAGAAACUAGGGAUUAUGCUCCACCAUCUAGAGGCCAUGCAUACCGUGAUUGUGGUCAUUCUCAUCGGCAUGAAACUUAUUCCAGAGGAUAUAGAAAUCAUCGAAGUUCCCGAGAAACUAGGGAUUAUCCUCCACCAUCUAGAGGCCAUGCUUACCGUGAUUAUGGUCAUUCUCGUCGGCAUGAAAGUUAUUCUAGAGGAUAUAGAAAUAGUCCAAGUUCCCGAGAAACCAGGGAUUAUACUCCACCACCUAGAGACUAUGCAUACUGUGAUUAUGGUCAUUCUAGUUGGGAUGAACAUUCCUCUAGAGGAUAUAGUUAUCACGAUGGCUACGGUGAGGCCCUUGGUAGAGAUCAUUCUGAACAUCUAAGUGGAAGUUCUUAUAGAGAUGCAUUUCAGGGAUACGGGACCUCUCAUGAUGCACCACCUGCACGAGGGCCUCGGAUGUCUUAUGGUGGAAGCACCUGCCAUGCAUAUAGUAAUACACGAGAUAGAUAUGGCAGAAGUUGGGAGAGUUACUCAAGGAGCUGUGGUGAUUUUCAUUAUUGUGAUCGUGAGCAUGUUUGCAGAAAAGACCAAAGGAAUCCACCUUCUCUGGGUAGGGUGCUCCCUGAUCCUCGUGAAGCAUAUGGUAGCUCACUUUAUGUGGCAUCUAUAGUAGAUGGUGGGGAGAGUCGAUCUGAAAAAGGAGACUCGAGCAGAUAUUAAAGCAAGCAUUCAAAAUAAUAGUUAUUGCAUACCAAUCCUUGUUUGCAAAUCAAAAAUUGAAAUGUUAUUUCUGCAUCGUUACCUGCAUAUUACUGACAGAAACAUGUUGGUUUUGUGGAGAGAGGUAGAUACUGACUUCCUCCAUGAAUUUUUUGAGGUAUUCAAAGGAAAAGGAAUUGUUUUCAAUGUAAUUUCAUACUUGUUGAUGCUAUUUGAAAAGUGUUUAGAUGUAAUACCUACCUUAAAAUUUUCACAAUAAAAUUUUACAUGUACUGCAA
This is a messenger RNA of Pan troglodytes (chimpanzee), 2012 nucleotides long. Its product is annotated as RNA-binding motif protein, Y chromosome, family 1 member F/J-like. The coding region runs from base 241 to 1734 and encodes 497 amino acids. The record is from RefSeq and is a predicted model, not a curated record. Lineage: Eukaryota; Metazoa; Chordata; Mammalia; Primates; Hominidae. Gene Ontology annotation, molecular function: RNA binding. The transcript is spliced from 13 exons.